GCUGGGUCAUCAGGUCCUCCGAAGAUGGCGGAAACCCUGCUUGAUAUCAUGAGGGACGAGGAGGUCGGCGGCAUUGGUGCCGGCGGCGAUGAUGGUACCGGUGGCGACAGCAGUAGUGACGACUCCUGCGACACAGAACACCCUUCCAGCAACAACGGCGCGGCAACCGGAAGCUCAGCGCGCACGGCGCUUGAUGUACCGGUACUUCCUGUUGUGAUGGGCAAGGGUAACACGGCGUCGAGGGCGAAAUCUCCAUCCCCAACGCCGCAGCAGUCGGUGGCGUCCUCCGCGACCCAGAGGUCCCUCAAACGCAACCAGAACAAGCCGUACUCAACGUGGCCUGUCAGCCUCCUACAGAUCGCUAUCCAGGCGCGAGGUGAGACCCCGGCCUCCAAGCCCCUAACGGCGUCACCAGAGACCGUCGAGGUUCCGGAGGCCUUGGUUAUGGCUGUGCGUAGCGCCAUUCGCAGUGGGGCGAGCAUUAACCCGAAGAAAAUGAUGGACUGGGAAGAGAAUGCCUACCUCGCCAGUCGCGUUUUGGAGGAAGAGNAGCCCCUAACGGCGUCACCAGAGACCGUCGAGGUUCCGGAGGACCUGGUUUUGGCUGUGCGUAGCGCCAUUCGCAGUGGGGUGAGCAUUGACCCGAAGAAAAUGAUGGACUGGGAAGAGAAUGCCUACCUCGCCAGUGGCGUUUUGGAGGUGAUGGCGGAUGAAGACAGCGCGUCAGGGGCCGGUGUCACCACCGCCGACCGAAGGAAGAGCAAGCAUUGCGUCCCCCGGGCGGUGGAGCUGAUGGUCGCCGAGCGCUUCAGGGAGCGCCUUGCCGCGAGCAGGACGCAGUUGUCUAGGACGGAGCUCGACAAUAAGGAGACGGGCAGCAAGCGGUCGGUAUACUUUGAGCUAUGGAAGGACUUCAAGGACACGGACGUGGAGAUCGACCCGAACACAGUCCAUCAGCCCGACAUUUCGUACGACAAGUUCAUGAACAUGGCGAAAGAGAUUAACAAGGACUAUGGCGACUGCCACCACAACAUGAAGAAGUCUGGGAGUCACGACGAAUGGUACUCCUUCUGCCUUAGUAAGGCCGGAUUAUACAAAUAACGUCGAUCAAACAUUCCUCAACCACGGCACACUUCAAUCAAUCACAAGCAAGGGACUUGCCUUGUACCAACAGGUGUUGUGUUACUGCGAUAAUAAGCACCGGUCAUGGUCAUUCGAAACUUGGUUCGAGAAAUGAGUACUGUUCGGGCUCUUCGCCCUUGUUAGUUUUGGGUCAUGUAAUGUCCAAGUGUUCCUCUGUUGGUCGUGAACGCCCGACAAAGUACAGCCCCCCUUCCCCCCCCCGUCCUACGGUGGUUCCCCCAUUCACAAAGGAUUUCAGUAAUAUGCCUUUGAAAAACCCGAUUUUUCUUCAUGCUGGCGAUGCAUCGAUAACACCAGUACGUUCCUCCCACAAAUACGUGUGCGCUCUAAAUGACAUCAGCGGGUAGUACGUUUCCGCUUGCAGGUUCCAGCACGACGAUAUACUUUCGUGGUGACGUCCACUUCCGCUCAAUGUCACAUUAUUGCCGUCUAGCGAUC
Molecule: messenger RNA, 1581 nt
Organism: Ectocarpus sp. CCAP 1310/34
Lineage: Eukaryota; Phaeophyceae; Ectocarpales; Ectocarpaceae
Source: the annotation of a GenBank genome assembly